AUGACAAGUAAAACAACUUCUGCAGGACAACUGAUAUCUCGUAAACGACAUCUGGAUGAUGAGGAAAAUGCUUUGGGCAAUGGAAAUUCUGUAGAUAAAAUUGCUUUCGGAUCUGCUGGUGGAUAUGAUACGGAUGUUUAUGGUAGUGUUCGUGGGGGGCGUAGAAGUGAUUAUUUAUCGUCAAUAAAUGCAGGAGAUGAUGAUGAUGAAGGUGAUGAUGAGCUAAUGGGUCCUAUGGCUACUGCCAAAGCGACUUAUUCUGCAUCGAAACGUUUUGUUGAAGAAGCUGCACGGCAUGGAAAGGAUAGUGAUCCAUUUGCUGAAACUAGAAUAAGAACUAUUGCUGAAAGGCAAAGUAAUUAUCAAGCUCGUGCGCAACAUAGACAGAUUUCACCUGAGCGUGCAGAUAUGUUUGCUGACCAAACACCAGAUAUAAGAGAUCGUUCUUAUGCUCAAAUCAUGAAAGAACAAAGGCUUCGCGAGGAGACGGGAAAAGUGGAGAAGGAAUUAGUUGAUAAAGCGAAAGCAGGAGAAUUGAAAUCCAGACCUUUAGCACCUGUGCAAAAAAGAGGCAGGUGGGAUGAAACGCCCAAAACUGAGGUUCUGGGAGCGGGAGCUUUAACUCCAUCUUCUCAGACUCCUGGAACUACACAGCGUCAACGUCUUACAAUAUCAUCUAACAUCUCAUCAAUUGCUGACAUCGCCACACCUCGAAUUGCUCGAUGGGACGAAACACCUGCACAUGCUGCGGGGGUAGAUGCUACUCCUGCUACUGGGGCCAAAGCAUGGGACGCUACUCCAACGACUCAAACUCCCCGUCGUAAUCGUUGGGAUGAAACUCCAAAAGAAUCAGUGCGUGAUGGAAUGACUCCCGGUUGGGGUGCAGAAACUCCUCGUGAUACGCGAACAUUUGAGGACGCAAAGGUGGAAGAAACUCCAGGAGAAUCAAAAAGGCGUUCAAGAUGGGAUUUAACACCAUCUGCUGCUACUCCAUUAAAUACAGUUGCUGGCUCAGUAACUCCGUCAAGUACUCCUUUACCUGGUGCUGCAACUCCAUCCAGCUUCACUCCAAGCGCUCCGGGAAUGACUCCUUCAGUGAUGACUCCUGGUGGAACAACUCCUGUGGGAGCUUUGGCGAUUGGCUUAAAAACUCCAGUGUUUCCAUCUGCACCUAUGACUCCAGAUCAGAUGGCUAUUUUCAAAUGGGAACGGGAAAUCGAUGAAAGAAACAGGCCACUUUCUGAUGAAGAACUUGAUGCAUUGUUUCCUCCAGGUUACAAAAUUUUGCCUCCACCAAAUGGUUAUAUCCCUAUCCGUACUCCUGGCAGAAAAUUGUUGGCAACACCCACACCUUUAGGAGCGACUGGGACUCCAGUGGGUUUUAUGAUGCAAGGAACUCCUGAAAGACCAGGUUUAGCAGAUAAAGGUGUUGCAAGUCUAGUCGAUACUCAGCCGAAAAAUUCUGAAUUACCGCCUUUGAAACCAGCAGAUAUUCAAUAUUUUGAUAAACUAUUGAUGGAUGUUGAUGAAAGUUUGCUAUCGAAAGAAGAGCUCAUUGAAAGGGAGAUUAUGACCUAUUUGUUGAAAAUUAAGAAUGGAACACCACCACAACGUAAAUCUGGACUGCGAAAAAUUACUGAGAAUGCUCGCCGCUUUGGAGCUGGUGCCCUAUUUAAUCAGAUUCUUCCACUGUUGAUGUCGCCAACUUUGGAAGACCAAGAACGUCAUCUGAUGGUCAAAGUAAUUGAUCGUGUGUUAUAUAAGCUGGAUGACCUCGUUCGUCCAUACGUUCAUAAAAUUUUGGUCGUUAUUGAACCGUUACUUAUUGAUGAAGAUUAUUAUGCCCGUGUAGAAGGUCGAGAAAUAAUUUCUAAUUUGGCAAAAGCUGCAGGUUUGGCAACUAUGAUUUCAACUAUGCGACCUGAUAUUGAUAAUGUUGAUGAAUAUGUUCGAAAUACAACUGCUCGAGCUUUUGCUGUUGUCGCUUCUGCUCUUGGAAUUCCUGCCCUUCUUCCUUUCCUAAAAGCAGUAUGCAAAAGUAAAAAAAGUUGGCAGGCAAGACACACAGGCAUUAAAAUCGUACAACAGAUGGCUAUUCUUAUGGGUUGUGCUGUACUUCCGCAUUUAAGGUCUUUAGUCGAGAUAGUAGAGACUGGACUUGUUGAUGAUCAACAAAAGGUCCGAACGAUAACGGCUCUUUGUCUAGCUGCUCUGGCAGAAGCAGCUACACCAUAUGGUAUCGAAGCAUUUGAUUCCGUUCUUAAACCACUAUGGAAAGGCAUUCGAUCACAUCGAGGAAAGGGUCUUGCUGCUUUCUUGAAAGCCAUUGGUUUUCUAAUUCCUCUUAUGGAUGCUGAAUAUGCUUCAUACUAUACUCGAGAAGUAAUGCUUAUUCUUAUUCGAGAAUUUGCAUCACCAGAUGAGGAGAUGAAGAAAAUCGUUUUAAAGGUUGUAAAACAGUGUUGUGGAACUGAUGGUGUUGAAGCGGGAUAUAUUCGCGACGAAAUCUUAUCUCACUUUUUUAAAGCAUUUUGGAAUCAUCGCAUGGCAUUAGAUAGGCGUAAUUAUCGGCAGCUAGUUGAUACCACGGUCGAAUUAGCUCAAAAGGUCGGUUCAGCGGAGAUGAUUGCAAGAAUAGUUGAUGAUCUAAAAGAUGAGAACGAGUUAUACCGAAAAAUGGUGAUGGAAACCAUAGAAAAUAUUAUUUCGCUGAUGGGAGCGAAUGAUAUAGAUGCGCGUCUAGAAGAACAGCUUAUUGAUGGGAUUGUAUAUGCUUUUCAGGAACAAACUCAGGAAGUUCAGGAUGCUGUUAUGUUGGAUGGAUUUGGAACUGUUUGUAAAGGAUUAGGAAGAAGAACGAAACCUUAUUUACCCCAGAUCUGUGGUACUAUUCUCUGGCGUUUGAAUAAUAAGUCAGCAAAAGUUCGUCAACAAGCAGCAGACCUUAUCGCCAAAUUGGCUCCUGUGAUGAAUAUUUGUCAAGAAGAAAAACUUAUGGGCCAUUUAGGUGUAGUUCUAUAUGAAUAUCUUGGAGAAGAAUAUCCUGAAGUAUUGGGAUCAAUUUUGGGUGCUUUGAAAUCGAUUGUUAAUGUUAUUGGUAUGACUAAAAUGACACCACCUAUUAAGGAUCUUCUUCCUCGUCUUACUCCAAUUUUGAAGAAUAGACACGAAAAAGUGCAGGAAAACUGUAUUGAUCUUGUUGGACGAAUCGCUGAUCGUGGAAGUGAAUUUGUUUCGGCACGUGAAUGGAUGAGAAUAUGUUUUGAAUUACUUGAACUUCUCAAGGCUCAUAAGAAAUCUAUACGCCGCGCAGCAAUCAAUACUUUUGGAUUUAUAGCUAAGGCAAUUGGGCCUCAUGAUGUUUUGGCUACAUUAUUGAACAAUUUAAAAGUACAAGAGAGACAGCUUCGAGUUUGCACUACUGUUGCAAUUGCAAUCGUCGCAGAAACAUGUGCACCAUUUACCGUUUUACCUGCAAUUAUGAAUGAAUAUCGUGUUCCUGAAAUUAAUGUGCAAAAUGGUGUUCUUAAAGCUCUUUCUUUCAUGUUUGAGUAUAUUGGUGAAAUGGCUAAGGAUUAUAUUUAUGCAGUUACUCCUCUGCUUGUGGAUGCUUUAAUGGAACGAGAUAUUGUGCAUCGGCAGAUUGCAAUGGAUGCCGUUGCACAUUUGACAUUAGGAGUUUACGGUUUCGGUUGCGAAGAUGCUUUAAUUCAUAUCUUCAAUUAUGUAUGGCCAAAUAUGCUUGAAAAUUCUCCUCAUGUUAUUCAGCGAUUCAUUUUUGCUUCUGAUGCAAUGCGUGUUUCGGUUGGUCCUAUAAAAGUUUUGCAAUAUUGCUUACAAGCUCUUUGGCAUCCUGCUAGAAAAGUGCGCGAACCGAUUUGGAAGGUCUUCAAUAACUUAAUUCUUGGUGCUCAGGAUGCGCUUGUGGCAGGUUAUCCUCGUAUUCCUGAUACAGAACGCAACACAUUUCUUCGAUAUGAACUUGAUUAUGUAUUGUAA
Messenger RNA from Dracunculus medinensis (Guinea worm), 3999 nucleotides. NCBI's taxonomy places the organism in Eukaryota, Metazoa, Nematoda, Chromadorea, Rhabditida, Dracunculidae. The record is from the annotation of a GenBank genome assembly.